Molecule: messenger RNA, 2108 nt
Organism: Odocoileus virginianus texanus
Lineage: Eukaryota; Metazoa; Chordata; Mammalia; Artiodactyla; Cervidae
Source: RefSeq, a predicted model, not a curated record
AGUAUCUGUUUUCUCGGAGGCAAUUAGCGUCACAAACGAGGAGAGCAACAGGACUAGUGUUCUCUUUUCUCGAUGAUGAAACAACUGCCUCCAAGCCGACCUCCGGGAGCCUUUAAGUGGCCACCAGCCGCACCAAAAGGAAGCAAGGAAUCGCUUCUGUAGGGAGUGAUUUGCAAGUAGCAACAAUUAUCUUCCAGGGCGAAGGAACUUUCCCCCAUUGCUGUUUUGUUUUAUCCACAGAUGACAGAGAAGGCGAUUCAAAUUAAGAGGUUCUCUUAAAAAUAACUUGUCAGCAAUAGUACUUACAAGCGUUUGUUUAAACGGCUCCUGUAAAGGAUUGUAAAUGCUGUAAAUUCAUUCAUGCAGACUGUAUCCUUCCGUUAAGGAAUAGUGGUGUUGGACUUUGGUUUCCUGAAACAAAACCCAACAACAACAAGAAUCUUCGCUCAGGAUUAGGGUAACAGACUGCUGUGAGUGGCCUGAAAGAGUGGUGCGGCAAUCGUGUUCUUCCCCAAGGGGCUCGGAGCCGCCGCCAAGGCCUCGGGACUGAGAGCACCCGUCGGGGAUUAUUAUGUCCAUCUCCCGAGGACCGGUGUUUGCAGCGCGGAACCGAAGAAAAGGCUGGCUCUUCGGGGUUCCUGCUGGCAUUUGAUACCCAGCUACGCCUAGGAUUGUCGAGAUCGCUUGCCUUGGAUCAGCAAUUUAUUCGCAUUCCUAAUUUUUAAAGAAAAAUAUCUGUUCACCGUUGCUGUUCUUUCACUACCAUCAAAACACUGAAGCAAGUGUCGUCAAAGUAUGCUUUAUAUUUUUUGCCAAAUAUGAUCUCUAAUUGAAAGUUUAUUUUUGAUUUUGGAUGAAUCUGUGGAACUUAUGUUGUAAGAAGAAAGGGAGAACGAGACACGAUGAAAGAGAAGUCCAAAAAUGCUGCCCGGACUAGGAGGGAGAAGGAAAACAGUGAAUUUUAUGAACUGGCUAAAUUACUGCCUUUGCCCUCAGCUAUCACCUCGCAGCUGGACAAAGCAUCCAUAAUCAGACUCACCACCAGCUAUCUCAAAAUGAGAGUAGUGUUCCCAGAAGGGCUCGGCGAGGCGUGGGGCCACUCGAGCAGGACCAGCCCCCUGGACAACGUGGGCCGCGAACUGGGCUCGCACCUGCUCCAGACCCUGGAUGGUUUCAUCUUUGUGGUGGCCCCAGAUGGGAAGAUCAUGUACAUCUCUGAGACAGCCUCAGUCCACCUGGGUCUUUCUCAGGUAGAGCUGACCGGAAACAGCAUUUACGAAUACAUCCACCCGGCGGACCACGACGAGAUGACGGCGGUGCUCACGGCCCACCAGCCCUACCACUCUCACUUCGUCCAGGAGUACGAGAUCGAGCGCUCCUUCUUCCUGAGGAUGAAGUGCGUCUUGGCCAAGAGGAACGCGGGCCUCACCUGCGGCGGCUACAAGGUCAUUCACUGCAGCGGCUACCUGAAGAUCCGCCAGUACAGCCUGGACAUGUCCCCUUUCGACGGCUGCUACCAGAACGUGGGCCUGGUGGCCGUGGGCCACUCGCUGCCUCCCAGCGCCGUCACGGAGAUCAAACUGCACAGUAACAUGUUCAUGUUCCGCGCCAGCUUGGACAUGAAGCUCAUCUUCCUGGACUCCAGAGUGGCGGAGCUGACGGGGUACGAACCUCAGGACCUGAUCGAGAAGACUCUGUACCACCACGUGCACGGCUGCGACACCUUCCACCUGCGCUGCGCCCACCACCUGCUGCUGGUAAAGGGGCAGGUCACCACCAAGUACUACCGGUUCCUGGCGAAGCGCGGCGGCUGGGUGUGGGUGCAGAGCUACGCCACCAUCGUGCACAACAGCCGCUCGUCCAGGCCGCACUGCGUCGUCAGCGUCAACUACGUCCUCACGGACACGGAAUACAAAGGGCUGCAGCUCUCCCUGGAUCAGAUCGCAGCCUCCAAACCAGCCUUCUCCUAUGCAGGCAGCUCCACUCCUGCCCUGGCUGACAGCAGGAAGGGGGCCAAGUCCAGGCUCUGCAGCUCCAAGUCCAAAUCCAGGACUUCCCCCUACCCUCAGGUAGGUACUCUGCCACUUGGCACUUUUCUUUUUCUGUGA